Amborella trichopoda is the source of this 1566-nucleotide messenger RNA. RefSeq lists its product as uncharacterized. The record is from RefSeq and is a predicted model, not a curated record. Lineage: Eukaryota; Viridiplantae; Streptophyta; Magnoliopsida; Amborellales; Amborellaceae.
UCGGGUCAUUCCAAUAAAAUACAGGGAUCAUCCCUGUCGCUUCGGAGAACUUAAAACGCGACCACGACCUGCUGCUGUCCUUUACGUGGAUGAUACGCUGCCUGCUUUUGCCUUUCAACGCUCUCCCCAGACGCACACUCUCUGUGAUCUGAUCUCACUGGGAUUUGUCGAUCACUGAAACAAGCAUUUUGAGAUCGAACUCAUUGAAGCCAUGGUCUUGCGUUACAACUUCUCCUUUUCUCUUGUAUUUUAGUGGGUUUAUUGCGGCAUAGAUGGGAAUGAAUAAUAUCCCUCGUCUUGUGCUCGUCCUUUUGCUGGUUUUUGUUAAUGGAGAUGAUGCAGAAGAAAAGGUUAAGGCAACAAAUUCAAGCAUUGUUUCUGAGUCAAAUCUUACCCCAUUACAUGAUUCGCCAGUUGAAAAAAGAGAUAAUGGCAGUUCUGUUGUGGUGCCAAUUGCAAAAUCCACUGAAGUUCUAUCACAUUCUAGUGCCUUGCUCAACUCCAGUGGAGCUGAACUGGUGAUGAACCAUUCAAGCCAGGGUGAAGGAGUUAAGGAGAAAGAUGAUAAAGAAUCUAAGCAGGAGAUACAUUUUCAUGUGAAAAAUGGGACAUUAGAGAAAGAAUCCAGUGAAAUGGCUUAUGGACACACUUCUCAUGUCAAAAAUGAGAAGUUAGAUAAAACUAAUGUUCCUAAUGAGGAAUCUAAUCCUGAAAACAUGACGGUAGAGGGAAGCAAAGGUAAUCCACAAAAAGAGGGGAAUGAGAAGGAGAAUUUAAGUGAGAAACCAAAGGUUCAAAAGGGGGUUCCUAGUUCAAGCAAGCCUGCUAGAAAGGAUAAAUAUGGAGCAGAAGAGUGUGAUGCUUCUAACCAGUGCAUGGAUGAGAAGAAGAAGUUGGUUGCAUGUUUGAGAGUUCCUGGCAAUGAGUCACCAGAGCUUUCACUUUUGAUCCAGAACAUAGGCAACGAAACUCUUACAAUCAAUAUUAUGGCUCCAAAUUUUGUGAGGCUGGAACAAAACAUAGUUCAACUCAAGAAGCAAGACGACAGAGAGGUGAAGGUCUCAAUCGGUAUCAGUAACAAUGAUAACUCCGCAAUAGUCCUCACCACCGGCAAAGGCCGCUGCAUACUUGAUCUCCGUGGCGUGGUAUUACCUGAGUCUAGCAAGCCCACACUUUUCCAACGACUUACCUACCGCACCAUAGGCACAAGAACCACAGUCAUUUACUUGUCGGUUCUAUCUUCUAUGUUAUUGUUUAUUGGUGGAACCUGGUUCUGCUGUAAUAAGCUUAGACCUGGUGGUGUCAAGUACCAAGAGGUGGAGACUGAUUUGCCGAUCUCAGGGCCAGGAAAACCGGAUUUGGAGGUGGGAUGGGAUGAAGGAUGGGGCGAUGGAUGGGAGGAUGAAGAGGCCCCGAGGACACCUUCCAGGCCAUUGCAAAGCUUGUCAGCCAGCGGGCUUAUAACACGAAGAGCGGGGAAAGACGAGAGGCCUGAUUUUCGGGUUGGGAGGGGGCCAAAAUUUUGAGAGAGAGCAUAAGAAAAGGUGACUAUUAUUUUGUUCAUUU